AUGUCCGUAUUUCAAAGUGACAAUCUUUCACAGGACGAAUUGACGCGGGUUUCAGAUGAGAAAAGCUACUCGCAGUCAUGGUGGAGCCGCAAGCAAACGAGUGUCAAACGAGUCACGGUCACAGUCGCGACUCACGGUGCGGGCGUAACGUUUUUUGGAUUUGCUACGAAACACUUCGUUGAGCAUGAAAGUUUGUGCUCCGACAACUGCGACAUACAGUGGUGCAGCGGAUACGGGAUGUUGGUGCUUCUGGUCGGAUUCAUCUACCUUAGUUUGCUGUAUUUCCUGGUCUUGAAACCAUCGGUUGGUCCCGUGGUGAAACGUGGCCUCGAACCAACCAAAGCCGCUCUGUCAAAGAUCUUCCACAAACCACUAGCGAUAGUGUUCAGUGUCGUUGCCGUGCUGACCGCAUUCGCCAUCUUUUUGUACUUCGAUUCACACCAAGACAUCAAUCGACUGAUGCCACUCGCAGGGAUGGUGGUCCUGCUGGCCCUAUCCUUUCUGGUGUCGAAACAUCCGACGAAAGUCAACUACCGUCCGGUGGUAGUGGGUCUCUUGGUUCAGAUCCUUUUGGGUCUGCUGUGCAUCCGAUGGGAUGUGGGGCGAAGCAUUUUUCAGUGCGUAGGUGUCAAGGUGGACACGUUUCUGCGGUACUCGAAUGUCGGGGCCUCAUUCGUAUACGGUGAUGCGCUCAUCAACCAGUACGCAGUGUUUGCGUUCUCCGUCCUAUCGGUGAUCUACUUCUUCAGUUUCUUCAUUUCAAUUCUCUACUAUCUCGGGGCGAUGCAGUGGUUUGUACUGAAGCUGGGUUGGGUCGUCCAGUGCGUACUGGGGACGACGGUAUGCGAGAGCAUUAUGGCGGCGGCCAACAUAUUUCUCGGAAUCAGUGAGUCACCGUUGAUCAUUCGACCUUACCUGAAGGAUCUCACCCACUCGGAGCUGCACUCCAUAAUGUCUUCGGGAUUUGCGACCGUAUCUGGCACAGUGCUGGCCGCUUAUAUCUCCUUCGGUGCCAGUCCGGGCCAUCUGAUUACAGCGAGUGUCAUUUCUGCUCCGGCGGUAUUAUGCAUUGCGAAGAUCGUCUAUCCCGAGGUGGAGGAAAGUAAGACGAGUUCGGAUAACAUUCAGUUCGAGAAAUCGACCGAUACCUCGUUGGUGGAUGCUGCUUGCAAUGGGGCAAAUGCGGCCACUCCACUCAUUCUGGGCAUCAUCGCCAACCUCAUUGCUUUCGCCUCGUUCGUGGCCUUUACUGACGGGAUUCUAGGAUGGCUUGGCAUGCUGGUUGGAGUAGAAAUGGUGUCAUUGGAAAUGCUCUGGGGAUAUAUUUUGCGUCCACUGGCCUACGUCAUGGGGGUUUCGUGGGAAGAUAGUGGGCGCAUUGGAGAGAUUAUCGGUGUUAAAACGGUCGUCAAUGAGUUCGUAGCUUACGAGAGACUGGGAGCGCUUAUCCAAAACGGAACCAUCACGCAACGGUCAGCAACCAUCGCCACGUACGCUAUUUGUGGCUUUGCCAACCCCGCCUCACUGGGCAUUUCGAUUGGCGCACUCAGCGCCAUGGCUCCUAGUCGACGAAGCGCCAUAACCUCCGUGUCGUUCCGAGCGUUUUUCACCGGUUCGGUAACGUGUUUCAUGACCGCAUGCAUCGCUGGAUUGCUAAUAACCGAAUAGCCGAACAUGGGAAUGCAGUUAUAACCUACGUUUGUUAACGUAAUGCGACUGAACGUGUGCGCUGAAGAAUAAUACACAAUUUUGCGGAUUUCAAUCAGG
This is a messenger RNA of Anopheles cruzii, 1767 nucleotides long. RefSeq names its product solute carrier family 28 member 3-like. Gene Ontology annotation, molecular function: nucleoside:sodium symporter activity. Gene Ontology annotation, cellular component: membrane. NCBI's taxonomy places the organism in Eukaryota, Metazoa, Arthropoda, Insecta, Diptera, Culicidae. The coding region runs from base 1 to 1668 and encodes 555 amino acids. The transcript is spliced from 5 exons. The record is from RefSeq and is a predicted model, not a curated record. Gene Ontology annotation, biological process: nucleoside transmembrane transport.